UGCAAAAUGUCAUAAUUUUGAGCGCUAUUUUUAAUCAAGUUGUAUUUUUAAUUAAUUUAAACUUCCAAGGAAGUUUUUUUAAUUUUAAUUUAAUCGAUUAUAAUGACAUCAGAACAACAAAUUUGUUAUUUACGAAAUACUGAGAAUGGCCAAAAAAUAGAAUUACCAAAUAACGAAGAAAUACUUUUAGGUCGAAAUAAGUUAACGCAGAUAACAGAUUCCUAUGUUUCGAAAAAUCACGUUUCGUGCACCGCAUGUUUUGAGACUUUUGAAGUCGCUGUAAAAUGGAUUGGUUCUAACAUGUCAGGAAUUAAUGGAUAUGCUUUGAAGAAAGGUGUUACUUACAAAUUAACACAUGGAGAUAGAGUAGAACUUCUCUUAAGAAAAUAUAUAUUUGAAAUAGUAUUUGAACCAUUCAAUUUUAAACUUGAGACAACUCCUGCAAAAGAAAUUAAUAACGAAGAAACUGAUAAUAAAUCAUUAGAUACAGUUAACUCAAAAAAUAAACGAAUAAUAACAGAUAAAGAUGGUAAAAAAAUUAAAAAUGCGUCUAUAUUUGAUGGACCAAAAUCAAAACAAGUUUGUGCGGAAUAUAAUUGGAAACGUUUACAUAAUGGAAUGCUUCAUGUUAUGGAGACGAGAGAUUACCGAUUUACUAAAAAGGUUGCUUCAUUCGAUUUAGAUGGUACAAUAAUUACUACCAAAUCGGGAUUAGUUUUUGCGAAAAAUAUAAGCGAUUGGAAAUUUUUAUAUUCUGAUAUUCCACAAAAAUUACGAAAAUUGCACGAAGAUAAUUAUCAAGUAGUCAUCUUCACAAACCAAGCAGGUAUUGGAAGGGGUACGCUAUUGUUGACAGAUUUUAAAACGAAGUUGCAAAAUAUUGCUGAAAAAUUAUGUGUUCCAAUGAUGGCAUUUGUAUCAACUGGCAAAGGACAAUAUCGUAAACCCAUGAUUGGAAUGUGGGAGGAAUUUCUUUCAAGCAAUGGAGAUAAUCAGAUUGAUAUUGAUCAUUCAUUUUAUGUAGGAGAUGCGGCUGGAAGAGAAGCUAAUUGGAUGCCAAAAGCGAAAAAGGAUCACUCAAUCUCUGAUCGAUUAUUUGCUAAAAAUAUUGGUAUACCAUUUUAUACACCAGAAGAAUAUUUUUUAAAUCAAAAACCAGCUACAUGGAAAGAGCCAAUAUUUGAUCCUACUAAAAUAUCAAAUAACUCUUUAACUGAACCUAAUUCGGAAAAAUUAACAUCAAACAGUUUAGAAAUAUUGAUAUUAGUGGGAUAUCCGGCAUCUGGAAAAAGUUUUAUUUGUAAGGAAUAUUUAAUACCUGCAGGAUAUGUUUGGGUAAAUCGUGAUACAUUAAAGACAUCUGAGAAAUGUUUGCAAUUAGUUGAAAAAUCUUUGAGAGAAGAUAAGAAAGUUGUUGUGGACAAUACUAAUGUCGAUAAAAAGUCAAGACAGCAAUAUAUUGAUAUGGGAAACAAGAUGAAGAUUCCAGUUCGAUGUGCGGUUAUGAAUACAUCAGUACAACAUUGUUUCCAUAAUAACUUAUUCCGACAGCUAACAGAUACUUCGCAUGCUAUAAUUACUCCACAAAUUAUGAAUUCAUUGAAGUCAAAAUAUGAAGAACCUAAAUUGAACGAAGGAUUUAAGUCUAUUUUUAAAGUAAAUUGUAUUCCUAAAUUUAGUGAUGAUAAACUCAAAAAAUUGUACCAAAUGUAUUUAUUAGAUAAAUAA
Molecule: messenger RNA, 1728 nt
Organism: Chrysoperla carnea
Lineage: Eukaryota; Metazoa; Arthropoda; Insecta; Neuroptera; Chrysopidae
Gene: PNKP
Exons: 4
Coding region: 103-1728 (541 amino acids)
Biological process (GO): DNA repair
Molecular function (GO): protein binding; double-stranded DNA binding; polynucleotide 3'-phosphatase activity
Source: RefSeq, a predicted model, not a curated record